Conger conger (European conger) is the source of this 2544-nucleotide messenger RNA. RefSeq lists its product as uncharacterized. The record is from RefSeq and is a predicted model, not a curated record. The transcript has 8 exons. The coding region runs from base 44 to 985 and encodes 313 amino acids. Lineage: Eukaryota; Metazoa; Chordata; Actinopteri; Anguilliformes; Congridae.
GGCAGGGGACAUGGGCUGGAACUAAUUCAGAGACACUCUCAAAAUGCGCGUCACGUUACUUCUGCUCUGUUACGUUUAUGCUUUGAAAGGCCAGGUUGUCCAGUAUCCAGGGUGGGUGAACGUGGAGGAUGGUGGUACCGUCAGGUUACUGUGCCGUACGGAAACAUCUGGUAUACUUUGCAACAACUUUGUUUGGACGAAAAUAGACCCCAGGACCAAGAAGCUUAUUACCAUGAUAAAUGAUACCAACGAUACUUGCGUCAAUGACGGACAAACGACUGAAUUGUUUAAGGUUAUUAAAAACGCAAACGUUAAUGACUCCGGGACUUACUACUGCUCAGUGGAAUUUCAAAAGAUGCUAUUCGUCGGCAACGGGUCAAUUGUAAUAGUGACACAAGCAAAGAGAACCGAGCCCCCUCCGGUCGACAUUCUCUGGCCGCGUAGCGCCCAACCCCGUAUCCCUCUCCUGUGUGUGGUCUCCGGAGUCGUCCCGUCUGAAGUUCGCGUGUUCUGGGUCAUAGACGGGGAAGAGGACAGCGGGUUUACCGAGUCGUUUUGGACAAAAGACGGCGGGGAGGUGGUAGAGUCCACCCAAAACCGGGUUCUGGUUCCUGCGGAGGAGUGGGAGAGAGGAGUCGUGUGCACGUGCGUUGUGGAGUAUGCCGGGAAGAACUUUUCAAAAAGCGUCCAAAAUGGAGGGAACCCUGACGCAUGCGCGGUGCUCCUCUACGGAGCUCUCGCUGGAGCGGCCCUCACCGUCAUCGUGGCGAUCUGCAUCUCUGUCUCCUUACAUCGCGGUCGUUCUGUGAGAAGCGAUGGAGACUCACGGGAACAGAGAAGAACCACGAACUUGGAGCCCAGACACCGUUCUGGGAAGCAACGAAGGGGAUCGCCGAUUGAUCAGACUAUGUCGGAGGUGCAGUACGCCAGUUUGGAAGAAGCAAGUUUAGCUAGACGGACACACAGGCCUACUGUGUUGCACUGAAUAAGUAAAAUGUUCGGGCCAGUUUGUUUGGCGUUGCAAAAUAGAGACCUAGCCUCUUUUUUUUCUAGUUCCAAAUGAAUUCUGCCAUCUGAUCUUGUGAUUUGAAACCCCUCAUAAUGCUAUUGCUUUGGGCUUGUUACCAUAUUUAAUCAAGCUUAAUUCAAAUGCGAAAUGACAAAUAAUGGUUAUUGGUAUCCCUUGAUGUGUAAGGUCUGUACAUCAUACUCCUGUCUACUUUCUCAGUGAGUAGCAGCGCCCUCUCUGUUUUUAACAAGUACUGCAGCUCUUUUAAAGAUUUAGCUCCAGGACCGCAGAACAAUUACUCUGAAUUCUAAAAUGAUUUAUUUUUACAAAUUAAGGUGACUGCAGUGGAUAGUAGUAUGGCAUCUAUCUACGCUAAGCUUUUCACGAGAGAUUCUGAAAAUAAGUGUCUAACACAACACAAUGUUUGCCUCAGCCUCCCGCACAGAACUAUCUGCCGAACGUACCGUGAUUCCUUUUUUUUGGACAGAGUUUCUUGUCUUUUUCUGUAGUACAUCAAUAAUCUGAAAUGAAAAUCGCUUUUAUAGUCCUCCAUAGUGUACCCGGGCCCAACAGGAUCAGGCAAAGACAGGCACACACAAACGUACGGCAAAUGGUUGUAGUGUUUGUGUGUUUUAAUUAGCCUGUAUGUAUAACGGUAUUAAGGUGCCAAUGCAGUCUGCCGCUGGCAGUCGUUAGUAUCAUUCCAUGCCUUUGUCUCACUUUAAUUGUUUCUGGAUUAUGCUGAUUAUUCUGUGAUGUUUUCAUGUUAACUGUGCGUGUUUCAAUUAUGGAUGAUUGUACAUCUAUAUUGAGAUACAUUUAACUGUCAUGUUACAAGUGUAUUCACACAUGUAAAAAUUGUUUUCAAAGUAAUAUUCCUGUUGUGAUAUGGGUUAUGUCUUCACGUGUGUUGCACAGCGACGUUACUGUAAACCCAGGUGUUAAUUUGUCUGAAGAAGCGAGCUGACUCAGACACGAUUGAGACGGGCCGUGGCAGCCUUGUCUGUUUGAAGUCCGUGGAUCAUCAGUGAACUCUGUCAGCAGUAUCAGCUGUCCUUGUGGUCUCAGUCUGUUCUUUUUAGCACUCACUGAAUGGAGACCAAAAGUCAACAGAGCGAACGUCUAUCUGCAUUUUUACGUUAAUAUUGCAUUUGCAUUGUCUUGUGCUAUUCUGCUGAGUGGGUCGGAACGGAGCCGAUGAUGCACGCGCAUCCUUUAUUUUUACCUUAUACACCGAUGAGCCACAACAUUAAAACCUCCUGCUUAAACCAGUUAUUUCAUGAUUAAAAAUGCUUUAAACUGUUUAAACCUGUCUAUAAACACUUAAUUAUGUGACGUGUACUUAUAUAAGCAGAUAAUCACAAGUGAAUUGCAUUCAAAAAUAACAUUUUAAAAUGAAAAUGGAAAUCUUGUAAGGUGGUUUGGGUGCAUUGUUUUAUUUUAAUAUCUUGGUAAGUAAUGGUGUUUAUGAUCACCAGGACAUGUACAAUUUUUAACAUGAAAAAUAAAUAAAGACCACCUGCCAUAUUUCAAAA